Molecule: messenger RNA, 4057 nt
Organism: Xyrauchen texanus (razorback sucker)
Lineage: Eukaryota; Metazoa; Chordata; Actinopteri; Cypriniformes; Catostomidae
Product: band 4.1-like protein 3
Exons: 22
Coding region: 400-2745 (781 amino acids)
Cellular component (GO): plasma membrane; cytoskeleton
Molecular function (GO): structural molecule activity; actin binding
Source: RefSeq, a predicted model, not a curated record
UGCGUCCAGUGCAUGUACGGUGACGCGCGUUUGAAUUCUCCCUCCGCGGAGCGCGCGCUGGCUGGCAUUCAGCCUCCGCCUCAUGACGCGUGUUUCACUAUCCCGUGAUCUCGCUGGAUGAGAGCGGAGGCUCGGCUGUGCCCUGCCCGCUGUCAGACGCUCCGCGCCCGGGGAGAGAUGAGCGCAGAACCCGAGGAGAGACGCGCCGCAGCAUGUCCGUAUAACAUGUCUGUGAAAGCAGAUUCAGAAUCGAAGUCGAGUCUGUGACGUUUAUCUCGCCGGGCUCAUACAGACGGCAUUCGGCGGCACUCAACCUCAGGACGCCGCCCGACGCCGCCCGACAGCACCAGCGUUUAGUCGUAGAGGAGCUGCGUCUGACAGAAGUCAUUCACACUGAAGAUGAUGGAGGUUAAAAUCACACUGCUGGACGGCACAGACUACACCUGCACUGUAGAGAAAAGAGCGAAAGGACAGGCGCUGUAUGAUAAAGUUUGCGAUCACCUCAAUCUUCUGGAGAAAGAUUACUUCGGCAUCACGUACCGGGAUGCUGAAAACCAAAAGAACUGGCUGGACGCUUCCAAAGAGCUGAAGAAACAGAUCGGAACUGGUUCCUGGAACUUUGCCUUCAAUGUGAAGUUCUACCCUCCAGAUCCCGCACAGCUCUCUGAAGACAUCACCAGGUAUUACCUGUGUCUGCAGCUGCGAGAUGAUGUGGUGUCCGGCCGUUUACCGUGUUCAUUCGCCACACACUCGCUGUUGGGCUCUUAUACGGUUCAGUCUGAGGUGGGGGAUUAUGACGCUGACCUGCAGGGACCCGGAUACGUCAGCGAGGUGCGUUUGGCCCCCCAUCAGACCAAAGACUUGGAGGAGAAAGUCAUGGAGCUUCACCGCAGCUGCAAAGGAAUGAUUCCUGCUGAAGCUGAGAUGUUGUUCCUGGAAAACGCAAAAAAACUCUCCAUGUACGGAGUCGACCUGCAUCAUGCAAAGGAUUCUGAGAGUGUGGAUAUCAUGCUGGGCAUUUGUUCCAGCGGCCUCCUCGUCUACAGAGAUAAACUGCGCAUCAAUCGCUUCGCCUGGCCCAAAAUCCUCAAGAUCUCCUACAAGAGGAACAACUUCUACAUCAAAGUCCGACCUGGAGAGUUGGAACAGAUCGACAACACAAUCGGAUUUAAACUACCGAAUCACAAAGCGGCGAAGAGACUCUGGAAAGUUUGUGUAGAGCAUCACGCCUUCUUCAGGCUGGUGUCCCCCGAAGCUCCUCCCAAACGCUUCCUGUCACUGGGGUCAAAGUUCCGUUACAGCGGCCGAACACAAGCACAGACUCGUCGGGCGAGCGCUCAGAUCGCACGUCCCGCCCCUCAGUUCCAGCGCACGAGCAGCAGACGACACACCGUCGCUGUCGGCAUGGACACCACUCUAGCGGGUAACCAUGACAACGUGAAGAACUCCAAGCCUGUCGUUGCUACGGAUGACCUCAUCGCCACAGAAACUCCAGAGAAGAAAGUAGAGGAGGUGAACUCUGUGGAGGAGGAGACUACAUCUGACGAAACCGAACAAGCCCCGCCCACUUCGGUCACCAAGUUGUGUCCGUACUCAUCAGGUCCGCUAGGUUCCGAGCUCUCCCUCCCCUCCUCGCCUGUUUCCUUGACGAAAGUCCGCAGGAGACGCCGCGAGAGCAGCCGCAAGCGCGCCGCCUCCGUCAGUCCCGCCAAAACCACGGCAGGUUGCCGGCGGCGACAGGCCCAAGCGGACCGUAAAGCCGCCCUGCUGGAAGAACAGGCGCUCCUGCUGUCCGCUCGUAAACAGAGGCUGGACCAGAACCGGACCAGAGGAGGAACGCUCUUCUCGUUUUCCCUACACCUUCCCGACCUCUCGGCGCUCCUGGAUGACGACGGCUACCUGACCUUCCCUGACCUCGCGGAGCUGCGCUUCCUGCCCGAGAGCCUGCAGCACUUCAUGCCCAUCAAGUCUCCGUCUCUCAUUCCCUGUUUCCUCUUCAUCUUCUUCUUCCUCCUGUCCACGUCUUUCUCCGUUCCGUACGCUCUCACGCUGUCAUUCCCGCUGGCUCUGUGUCUGUGCUAUCUGGAGCCGAAGGCGGCGGCGCUCGGGUCGUCUCUGACGCAGAGUUUCCGGGACAGUUCAGACGAUGAGACAGACAGCGAUCAAACGGACUUUCCUUGUGAUGACAACACUUCUGCGACUGAGUCCGACUCUGAGGACGACUCUGACACAAGGAUGCAGAUGUCUUCUGAGGUUAAAACGGACAUUGAAGAUGUUUCGGAACAGUCGGAUCAUGUGACUGAUGCCGUUGAGUCAGAGGAGCCGGCAUUGGAUGAGAAGGUUGAAGACGUUUCUUUAGUUCACACCGAGACCAAGACCAUCACAUACGAGUCAUCGGAGGUCGAUGCCAAUGAUGACUCCGAUCCAGGGGUUUUAAUGAGCGCUCAGACCAUCACAUCAGAGAACAACAGUACAACAACCACCACACAUAUCACAAAGAUGGUGAAGGACGGAAUUUCAGAGACACGGAUUGAAAAGCGGAUUGUAAUCACAGGAGACGCAGACAUCGACCAUGACCAGGCUCUGGCUCAGGCCAUUAAAGAAGCCAAAGCGCAGCACCCAGACAUGUCCGUCACUAAAGUAGUGGUACAUAAAGAGACGGAGAUGCCACCUGCUGCAGGUGACGUGCCAAUCACACAGUGUGCAAAACCGCUGAAUGUCAAACCAUACUUUCCCUACAACUAGUCCAGGUGCAUUCCUAAUUAUCUCCAGGAAUAAAGUCCAAACUUCCCCCUGGUGGUCAUCGGCUGAGAGGACUAACCCACGACCGGUUACCUCAGAUUUCACUCCGACGCAUCAUCAGCUCCGCCCAGACGCCAGCGAAGACUUUCAACCCAGAAAUGCAACUUGCACUCUUCUCCAAAACCUAUAAAAGGGGAAAGUAACGAAAGUAAUGCAACUUCAGUUUAUUUCUAGUCCAACACUCUGAAGCGGAAGAGCUCGAUACAUUGAAACAUUUUGAUUUGACACGAACGUUCCAAAAUGUUGCAAUUUUGUAUCCAGUUGUACUUCAAUCCUAAAAGUGUUUUUAUCACAACGGUUGUUUCACAGUUGUUGUUGUUGUUUUUCUUACACCAGAUGAAUAUACGUUAUUACGUAUGAAUAAAUGAAAACAUUUGAUGAUGCCGGAAUAUUAAGAGCUGCUUUUGGUAACUUUUAAACCCAUAAAGGUUUAUUUUUUACUGUGUUUAGUCACAGAAUGGAUCAGAACCGCAGCGCUCGUGCUUUGGUUCAACGCUGAACUUUAGGAUGAAGUGUUUGCUGUGGAAAUCUCUAGAUUGUUUCCCUACAGGUGAAAGGUCAGUGGGGUAGUGUGUAACGAGCAGGCCUUGAACCCGGUGCUGUUCAACCCACUGCACCACCCCUAACACACCGCACCUCUGCAGACGAAAGCCAAACAAACCAACGACGAGUGCAAGUGAUGUGAUUCAAUUCAGUUUUAUUUUGGAGUAAUAUGCUGAAAUCAGUUCGCUUUGAGUUUUUGGUCAUUUGAAAUAUCAAAGCUGAAGUGUUUACAAGUGCAACAAACACGAUUAACACUUGAGGUCAAAACGUGAAGGGAUGCGUGCACGUCAACUCUUAAAUACAGGGGCUUUGCCAAACAUGCGUCGGGUCUUUAGCGAAUCGGCACUUUUAUUGAUCACAAAUGAAUCUGCAAAAUGCCCAAAUAAUGAAACGUUUUCAAAACAUUUUGAAAACUAUUAGAAAUGAAGUGAUUUUGAUAGAAAUUUGCAAGGAAAUUGACAUGAUGGAGUAGGACGGGACUCAUUUGUCUUGUUAUAACAAAGAAAUCAAUAUCCUGUGAUCAUAAACUUUAUGAAAUAAUCAUAAAAAUAAUAUUAAUAGAAGUGAGAAUAUAUUACACUAUUACAUAUCUCGGGUCAGACCCUUUACACUUCUAGAAAUGUAACAAUUAGAAAUUAUUAUUAUUAUUUUCUAAUAAUAUUAUAAUUUUUUUUUUUUUUACAGUAUUGGCUUGCUUUUUAUUAUUUUUUUA